Molecule: messenger RNA, 1692 nt
Organism: Sparassis crispa
Lineage: Eukaryota; Fungi; Basidiomycota; Agaricomycetes; Polyporales; Sparassidaceae
Product: Dor1-domain-containing protein
Exons: 1
Coding region: 1-1692 (563 amino acids)
Biological process (GO): intra-Golgi vesicle-mediated transport
Cellular component (GO): COG complex
Source: RefSeq, a predicted model, not a curated record
AUGGCGGAAAUGCUGCGACCAUCUAACGCAGUAUCCGAGGCCGGUGUAAGCACUCUGACAGAUAUUCUGACUUCGUCCAGCUCGACGUUGUCCCCGUCGCGAGACGUAACUUCCUACCUGACACACCUGACUGACCUCCCACUUUCUGAAUUGGAGUGCGAGCCCACCGUUCUCUCGUCCUCAUCCGCGCAAUUGACCAAUGCCUUGACCACGUUGUGCCACACUUCAUAUCCCACCUUCCUGUCGCUGCGCUCCUCCACUUCUACGCUUUCCUCGUCUCUGUCGUCACUUUCCUCCUCGCUAGAAGCGCUGAUCUCGUCCCUACCGUCUCUUGAAUCGUCUGUGCGCUCGUUUACAUUUGGGACGCGUGAAAUCCAGAAGGAGCGUCGAAAAGCCGCGCUGGUACUCGAGCAUCACGAUAAGCUCUAUGAUGUCCUGUCUCUUCCUGUGCUACUCGAUUCGUGUGUCCGCAACCACAAUUACACAGAAGCAUUGCUGCUAGCCAACCAUUCCACCAAUCUCGCAGCACGCUUCCCAUCCAACCCGCUCGUCCAAUCUGUCAAGGCCGAGUGCGAUGCGCGCGUUCAGGCCAUGCUCGGACAGUUACUGCGUAUGCUGAGCGAGCAGGCAAAGCUACCCGCACUCUUCAGGGCCGUCGGAUUUCUGCGCAAAAUGGAGGUCCUCGAGGAGGAAGAGUUGGCUUUGGCGUUCUUGACAGGCCGAGCCACGUACCUGGAGGGCAUCCUGCAGACAGUGGAGGUCCAGAAGUACGACAAGGAAGCUUGCGCCAGGUAUCUGAAGCGGUACGUGGACCUCUGGCGCGAAUGCGUGUAUGAUGUCGUCACGCAGUAUACCACUAUCUUCCUUGACCGCGCGCCAUCCACAUCAACGUCUACCACGACGCACCUACAUUCAUUACUGACGACGUUUGCGUCGCUGCGCCUGCAAACUUUACUAUCUCUACUCCAGGAGACGCUCCCAGUAAUUGCCGACCCAUCACUGCUUACCUCCCUCCUCACCCAACUCACAUAUUGCGCGAACUCGUUUGCACGCGUCGGCAUGGACUUCAAGGAGCUGCUGGCCCCUCUGUUUGUCGACGCUGUGCGAAGAGGCGUGACCAAGGAGCUAGAAAAUGCUGCGAAUGGGUGGUGCGAUCUAUUGAAGUCUUCGUCACCGCCGUAUCUCGUUGCCUCAGCCGCACUCGUUGCUCCACCGCUACCAUCGCAAAUCCAGUUACAGGCAUUAGUCUCUGGGCCAGCAAAUGUACCCCCACCGAUCCUCAUCUCAUACCCACCCCUCGCAACAUACACGAACGCCGUCCUGACAGCACUGAACGGUCUACGGUUGAUGGCGCCAGUGGAGCUGCUAGAUGACUUGUCCAGCUCGCUGGAGGACGCCCUGGCGAGAGGAGGCGCGGCGUUGCUUGAAUUUGCGCGCAAACGGAAAGGUAAACUCGGGGAAAAGGACAAGAAGGAAUUAGACAGGCUCCGGGCUGCAGGGACGAUCUAUGUGACGAUAUUUGUUCCGUUCCUCCGCCGCGCGCUGGUCGAAGGCGUGUACGGGGUCGUAAUGGCGGAUGUGGAUAUGCCUACUGGGAAGGAUCUGGCAGACGUGCUGCGCGAGUGGGACGUGUGGCUCGACGGGGAGGCGGACUCGAAAACUGCGCUUGCUCCAGAUGCGAACGGGCGGUAG